Messenger RNA from Knipowitschia caucasica, 480 nucleotides. The record is from the annotation of a GenBank genome assembly. NCBI's taxonomy places the organism in Eukaryota, Metazoa, Chordata, Actinopteri, Gobiiformes, Gobiidae.
AUGAUGGAACAAAACCUCAUCCACAAAAGGCUGAAGCCCCACAGGGAUGAAGAGAUCUUUUGCUGCUCUAGAGCAAACGAGCAAUGGGCAAAAAGUCAGCUGUGUUGGUCAGUGUCUCUGGACCUUCAGUACCACUUUAUAGAUAAGAAGAUGUCGUGGUCUGAGGCUCAGAGUCACUGCAGAGAGCAGCACACAGACCUGGCCUCAGUGAACGACAUGAAGGACCUGAAGAACCUGAAGGCUGCUGCAAACGGACGCACGGACGCCUGGAUCGGACUUCAUCAAACCAGUGACAAACUCACAGACAAGAAAUGGCACUGGUCUCAGCCCACAGUCAGAUACAAGGAAGGAGACGCUCCGUGGGCACCAGGGGAACCUAAUGAUUCUGGAGGAAUUGAAAACUGUGGCAUGAUUAUAACUGUCAUACACCACAUUGUUUUAUCUGCUACAACGACUCCUCCAACAGAACUACUGUCAUGA